GGCAUGUGAGUUCCACCUCGGAGUACUAUUUGUUUUAAAGCGUGACGUUAAAAUAUUCAAACACUAUAGAAACUACGCCAUAUGUGUAUUUUGAUUCGAAUAAAGCCGUAAUAGCAAUCAAUCAUCUAAUCUAUUCAUCAGAAGAAACUCAAGAACAUGGAGAGGAAAGAGGGCGAAGAGACAAUUAUUGCAGAAAAUGGGAAAAUAGAAGCAACCCCACAAAAAGACGGUUCAAUUUGUGGGUUUGACUCUCUUCAUCAUCUCCUUCAAGCUUCUCUCAAUCCCCAACUUUUCCAGGAAGUCAGUCGCAUACUUCUUGGGCUAAAUUGUGGAAAGAAACUUGAGCCUAUUGCUCUUCCGCAGCCUGUCAAAGUUCUGUCCUCUGAACAUGAUUUUGAUCUUCAGGCUUUUAGCUUUUCUGCGGACAGAGAGUCACUGAGAGAACCUCGGAUUGUGAGGGUUGGCCUCAUUCAGAAUUUUAUUUCCUUACCCACAACUGCACCUUUCCUGGAUCAAAAGAGGGCCAUCUUUAAAAAGUUGACUCCGAUCAUUGAUGCUGCGGGUUCUUCAGGAGUCAAUGUUCUAUGCUUGCAAGAGGCGUGGACAAUGCCUUUUGCAUUUUGUACGCGUGAGAAAAAAUGGUGUGAAUUUGCUGAGCCAAUUGAUGGAGAAUCAACUCAAUUCCUUCAGGAAUUUGCACGAAAAUAUAACAUGGUUAUCGUUAGUCCGAUUCUUGAGAGGGAUGUUUAUCAUGGAGAAACCCUGUGGAACACAGCAGUGAUAAUUGGAAAUCAUGGUAACAUAAUAGGGAAACAUCGGAAGAAUCACAUACCUAGAGUUGGAGACUUCAAUGAGAGUACAUAUUAUAUGGAAGGGAACACUGGCCAUCCUGUGUUUGAGACAGCAUAUGGCAAGAUUGCUGUUAAUAUAUGUUACGGAAGACACCAUCCUCUGAACUGGUUAGCGUUUGGGUUAAAUGGUGCAGAGAUUGUUUUUAACCCAUCAGCUACUGUUGGUGAACUUAGUGAACCAAUGUGGCCCAUUGAGGCUCGCAACGCAGCAAUAGCAAAUAGCUAUUUUGUUGGUUCAAUUAACCGCGUCGGGACAGAAGUUUUCCCCAACCCCUUCACUUCAGGAGAUGGAAAGCCACAACAUGCAGAUUUUGGGCAUUUCUAUGGUUCCAGUCAUUUUUCUGCACCAGAUUCGUCGUGUACACCUUCUCUGUCCCGUCACAAGGAUGGAUUGUUGAUAUCUGACAUUGAUCUCAACCUUUGUCGGCAGCUAAAGGAGAAAUGGGGAUUUCGAAUGACUGCUCGUUAUGAAGUCUAUGCUGAUCUGCUAGCUCGUUAUGUAAAGCACGAUUUUGAGCCACAAGUCAUUUCUGAUCCCUUGUUAUAUAAAAAUGCUUAAGCUAUGCAUUGGUCAUUAAUGAAGGAAAGCAAGAGUAAAUUUGCUUUCAGACAAUCUGUAAAGUAUCACUAAGUUCCCAAGUUAAUGGCCAUGAAAUGUACAAGAACAUAUGCCCUUGAUUUGCAAUAAAUUGUGGAAUUUGUACAAAUGCUAAAUUCAUGUGGACUAGUAGUUUCUUCUUGUUGGACAUUUUUUCAUCAUCAAUGUACUUCCAAGUUUAUCAGCAA
Nicotiana tabacum (common tobacco) is the source of this 1637-nucleotide messenger RNA. Its product is annotated as beta-ureidopropionase. Gene Ontology annotation, molecular function: beta-ureidopropionase activity. The record is from RefSeq and is a predicted model, not a curated record. Lineage: Eukaryota; Viridiplantae; Streptophyta; Magnoliopsida; Solanales; Solanaceae.